AGGUGAGCCCUCCAAACUCGCAGUCGUCUAUCCACUAUUUCAUUCGCUUUCUGAGGGACUUUAAAGCCGUCUAUGUAGACAGGUCAUCCUAACUGGUAUCGGCUUUACUGGUAUUGACAUCGCGGUAAAUCCGACGAGCCCAAGAUGGCUCCAUCGGCGGCUUCGAACCCCGGAGAUUUCGACGAGUCGCUGGUCCCCGGGACGGUCCACCUGGUCGACCUUGAGCACACGAUGGCGACGCGACAUGCUGAGGACCAGAGGGAUAUUGUGCUCGUGCCGACCCCGUCCGCAGACCCAAACGACCCGUUGAACUGGGCUCCCCGACGCAAGUACCUAGCCUUAACUUGCGCUCUCCUGUAUACCUGGUUUAACGGCAUGGCGCUGUCGGUCGUCUAUUCAGUACUCGUGCCUCUUUCCACGGCCCUAUCCGUAAGCGAGGGGGACCUUAAUGCUGGGACGGGCUAUAUGUUCUUGCUCUUAGGUUGGGGCCUGCUUUUUUGGCAGCCAUUUGCGCUGCAGUUUGGAAAGCGGUUGACGUACUUAGUUUCUCUCCUCGCGCUCACGGCCGUCACGGUCUGGGGGCCUUUUGCGCGCGGCAACAGCCAGUGGAUCGCGAAUCGCGUUCUGACGGGCUUCUUUGCAGUCCCUAUCGAGGCUUUGCCUGAAACUAGCAUUGCGGACCUCUUUUUCGCCCACGAGAGGGGAACGUAUUUGGGUUGGUACGCAUUCACGUUGACUGGCAGUAACUUUUUCGCCCCCGUCAUCUGUGGCUUCAUCAAUGACGGGGUUGGCUAUCGGUGGGUUUUUUAUUUUCAGGCCAUCUUUUGCGGCGCCACUUGGCUAUUUCUAUUCUUCUUCAUGGAGGAGACGAAUUACGACCGACGUACUAUCGGCAUCGUCGCCGAGUCUAGCCGUGGAGUACUCGAGCCGAACCCGGAUGAUGAGAAGAACAAGGAGACCUCGAUGGAUCCGCCCGGCGCCGUUAGGCGGGUUCCUUCUUCAGAGGGCCAGCCGUCAGCUGAGACGAAGACGUUCUGGCAAAGAUUGUCCAUCGUGGAUCAGCCGCGGCCGUUCAUGAUGCACUACCGCGCGUGGCAAUCUCUCAAACUCUUGUCGUGGCCCGUAGUGUUCUAUUCGGGAUUCAGCUACGGCACGUACCUCAUCUACUUUAAUAUUCUCAACGCUACGAGUUCUAUCAUCCUAGGUGGGCCACCUUAUAAUUUCCGCCCGUCCCUUGUCGGUCUGAGUUAUCUCUCCUGCAUGGUAGGAGUUUCCGCCGCCGCGGCUUUCACGGGUGUAUUUUCGGAUCGCUUCAUCAUUCGAUUAGCGCGUAGAAACAACGGUGUUUCGGAGCCUGAGCAUCGACUCUGGCUCUUCUCCGUUUCGACGCUGAUGAUCCCGGCUUCGCUUAUCCUCUGGGGUGUCGGGGCCGCCCACCAGGUGCACUGGUUCGGUCUUAUCGUCGCCAUGUGCACUACAGCGUUCGCCAACACGAUGGGCGUUACUCUCAGCGUUUCGUACUUGAUCGAUACGUAUCGAGAUAUCUCGGGCGAUGCGUUGACUACGUGCAUUCUCAUUCGUAACACGAUGAGCUUCGCUAUCGGGUAUGGAAUCACGCCCUGGCUCAACCGCUUAGGAUACCAGAAUUGUUUCGUCAGCGCAGCUUUCAUCGGAUUAGCUAUCUGCUCCGUCUUCCUAGUGAUGGUCAAGUGGGGUAAGAAGUUUAGGGAAACGAAACGCCUCGACUAUUGGCGCGAGGUUGAGAAGAGGAUCGAUCUUGGGCUAGUUCACUAACAUAUUCCCACCGAGAGCUUCAUGUUCUGAAUAUCAAACUAUUAUUUAUCUUAGAUACCUAAGCUACCUACCUACCUAAUGUACUAUCUGAUGCUUAGUAUGGUAUCAAAGCGUCAUUUCUUCUCGCCUACCGAGUUCACUACUGCUACCACAAAUCUUUUAAUAGGUCGGACGUAACAGGUAGCUAGGUGGUUUCUUGAUUUAGGUGCUGUUGGGGCAUAGAUGAUAACGCUUGUAUUGCGGAACAGACUAGACUUUAUGAGAGGCAUUGACUUUCAUAAGACAUUCCUCUAAUCGCUCUAGGUUAUCUCUUUGUUUUCUCAACAUUAUAUAGGCUAGA
Molecule: messenger RNA, 2134 nt
Organism: Daldinia decipiens
Lineage: Eukaryota; Fungi; Ascomycota; Sordariomycetes; Xylariales; Hypoxylaceae
Product: MFS general substrate transporter
Exons: 1
Coding region: 145-1794 (549 amino acids)
Biological process (GO): transmembrane transport
Molecular function (GO): transmembrane transporter activity
Source: RefSeq, a predicted model, not a curated record